This is a messenger RNA of Jaculus jaculus (lesser Egyptian jerboa), 1661 nucleotides long. It is a transcript of the gene Abhd15, whose product is annotated as abhydrolase domain containing 15. The record is from RefSeq and is a predicted model, not a curated record. NCBI's taxonomy places the organism in Eukaryota, Metazoa, Chordata, Mammalia, Rodentia, Dipodidae. Gene Ontology annotation, molecular function: short-chain carboxylesterase activity; monoacylglycerol lipase activity. The coding region runs from base 1 to 1404 and encodes 467 amino acids. The transcript has 2 exons.
AUGCCACCGUGGGGGGCUGCCCUGGCGCUGCUCCUGGCAGCGAUCGCCCUGCUUCUCUUCGUGGUCCGGCUGGCCCCGCAUCUGCGGCGCCCCUGGAGACGCGCCGUCGAAACGGGGACCCUGCUCCGGGAGCAGGAAGAGGAGCCGAACCUCGGGGACCCCACAGAUCCGUUCGGUGACCGCUGUGAUCCGCUGCCCGGCGGGUGCAGCUUCAUCUGCAAGCCGUCGGCUCUGGCCCAGUGCCUGCUGCGCGCCCUGCGACGCUCCGUGGUGCUCGAGCCCGGCCCGCGCCCCUGGCUCUCGGGUCCCCACUUGCAGACCUUUUGUCACUUCGUCCUGCCCGUCGGGCCUGGGCCCGAGCUAGCCCGGGAGUACCUGCAGCUGGCGGACGACGGGCUGGUGGCCCUGGACUGGGUGGUAGGACCUUGCGCCAGAGGCCGCCGGGUCACCCACUCCGGGGGUCUUCCGGCCGUGCUGCUGGUGGUUCCCAACGCGUGGGGACGCCUCACCCGCAACGUGCUGGGCCUGUGCCUGCUCGCCCUGGAGCGCGGCUACUACCCGGUCAUCUUCCACCGCCGGGGCCACCACGGCUGCCCGCUGGUCAACCCCCGGCUGCAGCCUUUCGGGGACCCGUCCGACCUCAAGGAGGCUGUCACUUACAUCCGCUUCCGACACCCAGCGGCCCCGCUGUUCGCCGUGAGCGAGGGCUCCGGGUCGGCGCUGCUGCUGUCCUAUCUGGGCGAGUGCGGCUCCUCCAGCUACGUGACGGGCGCCGCCUGCAUCUCGCCCGUGCUGCGCUGCCGGGAGUGGUUCGAGGCCGGCCUGCCCUGGCCCUACGAGCGUGGGUUCCUGCUGCACCAGAAGAUCGCUCUCAGCAGGUAUGCGACGGCCCUGGAGGACACAGUGGAUACCGACAAGCUGUUCAGGAGCCGCUCCCUGCGGGAGUUUGAGGAGACGCUCUUCUGCCACACCAAGAGCUCCCCCAUCAGCUGGGAUACCUACUGGGACCUCAACGACCCUCUGCGGGAUGUGGACGAGGCCGCCGUGCCGGUCCUGUGCAUCUGCAGCGCUGACGACCCAGUGUGUGGACCCCCGGAACGCACCCUGCCCGCCGAGCUCUUCCACAGCAACCCUUACUUCUUCCUGCUGCUCAGCCACCGGGGGGGCCACUGCGGCUUCCUGCGCCAGGAGCCCCUGCCAGCUUGGAGCCACGAGGUCGUCCUGGAGUCCUUCCGGGCCCUGACCGAGUUCUUCAGAAUGGAAGAGAGGAUGAAAGGGCUGAGCCGGCGUCGGACUUCAUUCCUCGGGGGACGGCGUCGCUGGGGAGCCCUGCAGAAGCGAGAGGUCUCUCCUUCCUCCAGUCUGGAGGAGAUCUUCAGCUGGAAGCGAUCCUACACCCGGUGAGGCCUGCCUUGAGAAGGCCCUGGCACUGCAAGGACAAGCAAAGCUGGGCACGGCAGUCUCCAGGACCCUGAGGACUGCCUCCAGCUCUUUGAUCCUGAAGCCCACCCCUCUCCCAGCCCCCCAAUCCCUUGCACCUUCCCUGUUCAUCAAACGGAUCUAUUGGAAAGAGAAUGAACCCCUGGCAAGCCUGUGCUCAGUACCCUGAACAGGACUCCCACCCAGUCUCUGUGAAAUACACCCCUGUUGGUUCUAGUCAA